UUUCUAUCAAGGGUUAAAUUAAGGUAAUUUUAACAAGUAAAAUUUAUCAUUUUGGCUCGGAACGUAUCGUGUCAAUUUUCUGAGUAACAAAAUGUCCACACCGUUUGAGUGUUAUCUUGAAGCGAUUGCCGAGAACUACUCGAAUACUUCAGAAUACUGGUCUGACUUUAAAAAGAUCAAAGAUCAUGUGGUGCAGAGAUUGAAUUGGAAUAACCAAUUUAGUUCUUAUUUCAAAGAAAGCAUACCUUUCGGCGCGUCUGCACAUGACACUCAACUUUAUGGUGAUCGUGGAAAGUUCAGCGUAAUGCUUGUACUAGAGAUACCGCAUUAUACAAAUAUUGAGCUAUAUGAUAACAAUGACGAAUAUUUGAUGUUGGAUACUACAAAUGUGCCCACAAAUUUGCCAAUAGAAGAUGAUAGUCAUUACAUCAAUCGCUGGUUUCUUCAGCAAUGGUUGAAAAACAUAUUUUGGACUUUAUUUGAACAAUACUCAAUGACUGUUUAUGGAUCUCGAUAUCAAACUUUCAAUCUCAGCUAUCAAUUGAGAGAAAUGCGUCAUACCAUAUUUGCAAAAUCUGACUCGGAGGAUUUUAUCAUUGACUUUGUGCCCGCAAUUAAAAUAGUUAAUGAGAAUUAUCCAUCUUCACAUAAUUGGCAUGCAAUUCCCAAGUUAAUGCCUGGAUCCCAGGCUAAAUACUCUUUCAUGAUGAGCAACACAGAAUAUGAGAAUCGAUUGCUGCAGGAUAAAGAUCUUAAGAAAGCUCUGAUUCUAAUGCAGCUUCUGUGCCGUUCAAAGGGUCUGUACGAAAUACGUUAUUAUCAUUUAAUGAAUUUGGUGAUUGCGAAAAACAUUGAGGAGUAUGCAUCAAACCACAGCUUGCAGGAUAUUUUCUUAGAGAUCCUUUGUGAACUAUACAAUGCCAUUAAUAACGAAUAUUUGCCCUAUAUGUGGGAUAACUAUAUUAAUCUUCUGAGUAAUCUAUCACCUAAAAUACUAUCCGACUAUGAAAUCAUACUUGACAAAGCUUACGAUACUCUAAAUACGUAUGAUAUUCAUGACAAACUUUCCUACGAACGUUGCAAAAGUCACUUUUGUUGAUUCCCAAAUAUCGAAUAAAUGUCUAUAAAUAUUAUAGUAAA
Molecule: messenger RNA, 1140 nt
Organism: Drosophila innubila
Lineage: Eukaryota; Metazoa; Arthropoda; Insecta; Diptera; Drosophilidae
Exons: 3
Coding region: 92-1099 (335 amino acids)
Source: RefSeq, a predicted model, not a curated record